CCCUUUUUUCACUCUGACACUCAGUUGUUUCCUGUACAGCAGUCAGUCGCUCUGCGCCAUCAACAACAUGGCCAUAUGCCGAAAAGACAGCUUCCUUUGGGGGAAAGCUCCACCAAAACUCCCCCCAGGAGAGAAGAGACAGGGUGGCACCAUUAAGAUUCACAAGUUUGAGCUGCUGGAUGACAUUCAGAAGCUGAGGUUGGAGAUCAAUCACGUCAUGCCAGAUAUCCACAGUCCUGAGCUGAAGGAGCAUAAUAAAAAUAUUAUGAGGAACAGAAGAUUCUUACGUGGGAAAAAGAAAUUCAACAUGGACCCUAAAGGGGGUGUCCAUUACCUGGUUGAACAUGACCUGUUGGAAUGGCGAGCAGAGUCGGUGGCCGAGUUUCUUUACAAAGAGGAAGGACUGAACAAGACCGCCAUUGGCAACUUCUUGGGAGAAAGGGAGGAAAUGCAUCUGCAGACACUGAAAGCGUUUGUGGGCUUGCAUGAAUUCUCAGAUCUGAAUCUGGUGCAGGCGCUGAGGCAGUUUCUGUGGAGCUUUCGUCUCCCUGGAGAAGCUCAGAAGAUUGACAGGAUGAUGGAGGCGUUUGCAACUCGCUACUGCAACUGUAACCCAGGGGUCUUCCAGUCCACAGACACAUGCUACAUCCUGUCUUUUGCCAUCAUCAUGCUCAACACAAGUCUCCACAACCCCAACGUGAAAGACAAACCCAGUCUGCAGCGAUUUGUAUCCAUGAACAGAGGGAUCAACAAUGGGGAGGACCUGCCCACCGAGCUGCUCACGAAACUGUACGCAAGCAUCCGCAGCGAGCCAUUCAAAAUCCCAGAGGAUGAUGGGAAUGACCUCACGUUGACGUUCUUUAAUCCAGACAGGGAAGGCUGGCUGCUUAAAAUGGGUGGACGAGUCAAAACCUGGAAGAGGAGAUGGUUCAUUCUGACAGACAGCUGCUUGUACUACUUCGAAUACACCACAGAUAAAGACCCAAUCGGGAUUAUUCCUCUGGAGAACCUGUGUGUCAGGAAACUACAAGACACAAGCAAACCAUAUUGUCUGGAGUUAUAUAACCCCAAAGGACAAAAGAUCAAGGCCUGCAAGACGGAGAACAAAGGCAGAGUGGUGCAGGGUAAACACCAGUCCUAUAAGCUCAGCGCAGCCAGUGCAGAAGAACGGGACGACUGGAUAGACGCAAUCAGGGCGAGCAUCACCAAAGACCCUUUUUAUGACCUGGUGUCUCUACGAAAGAGGAAAAUCAUCAGCAACGCUUCCUCCUAGGACUGAAAUACGAGACAACGGAGGAAGCAACAUUGGAUCCUGGACGACGUGGGUUUUUUUUUGGAUCUGUCAUCCUGUGAUUUUAUGACAGAGCCUGUUCAGGAAAAGUAAAACCAAAACUGAACUGCAUUUUCACAGUAAUGUACAAAUUAGGGAACCAAAACUGUAAAAUGAGAAAACUAGUAUGGAUAUUUUGGGCUUGCAGUGUGUUACUUCUGCAAACUGCACGCAGUACUGCAGCAGCUUCAGGGGGCUGACAAUCCUACUGACAAACAUCUGCUGCAGAGUGGAGGCCCAGAUGGGUGGCAUGGCAUUCCCUCCAGGAAUCUGAUCUUCUGGUGCCUCCCCACCAGGGUCAGAAAUGAUAGAAAGUUGGCUUGUCAGUAUCAGGGAUGGAUUACUGAAUGGGCCUACUGGGUGCAGGUUCCCUUUGACUGAACCUCUGUAUCAACUGACAGUUCUUUUAGGAAAGGAAUGUACAUGUACAGCAAACACAAAGAGAUGCACCAUGACUAAAAAGGGAGACAAAAUGACCACAGACAAAAAAUGACUAAGAAGUGACAGAAGAACAACCACAAAGAGACACGAAACAACAAAAAAGUGAAAUAAAACAACAGAACAGAAAACGACCACAAAGCAAGGUAAAAUGACUAAAAAGGGAUGCAAAAUGACCACAAAGAGAGAGGAUAACACAUAAAAAAGGGGCACAAAAAGGCCCAUUAGUGACAUAUUACAACCUCAAAGGAGAAAAAUUACUAAAAAGGGAUGCAAAAUGA
Messenger RNA from Epinephelus moara (kelp grouper), 2049 nucleotides. Its product is annotated as cytohesin-4-like. Gene Ontology annotation, biological process: regulation of ARF protein signal transduction. Gene Ontology annotation, molecular function: guanyl-nucleotide exchange factor activity. The coding region runs from base 68 to 1273 and encodes 401 amino acids. NCBI's taxonomy places the organism in Eukaryota, Metazoa, Chordata, Actinopteri, Perciformes, Serranidae. The record is from RefSeq and is a predicted model, not a curated record. The transcript has 13 exons.